Molecule: messenger RNA, 891 nt
Organism: Tricharina praecox
Lineage: Eukaryota; Fungi; Ascomycota; Pezizomycetes; Pezizales; Pyronemataceae
Exons: 1
Coding region: 1-891 (296 amino acids)
Source: RefSeq, a predicted model, not a curated record
AUGCGUUUCACCUCCGUCCUCCUCUUCUCCAUCCCCCUCGUCCUCGCUUCCCCCACGAAGUAUGGCGAGACCGUCACCUCGACCGAGAUCGUGACCGUCCCCUGCGGCGCCUGCUACGGAACCACCACCACCGCCGUGGUCCCCGUCCCCACCUACCCUGCCGAGGAGCCCGAGGCGCCCGUCGAGCCCACAACAUACUCUGUCGAGGAGCCCGCCGAGCCCACAACCUACCCCGUGGACACUCCCGUUGCGCCCACCUACCCCGCGGACGCUCCCGUUGUGCCCACCUACCCCGCGGAGACUCCUGUUGCGCCCACCGAGCCCCCCGUUGUCCCCACCUACCCUGCGGAGACCCCCGUUGCGCCCACUUACCCCGUGGACACACCCGUGGAGACCCCCGUUGCGCCCACUUACCCCGUGGACACACCCGUGGAGACCCCCGUUGCGCCCACUUACCCCGUGGACACACCCGUGGAGACCCCCGUUGCGCCCACUUACCCCGUGGACACUCCCGUCGUCCCCACCUACCCAGCGGAGACCCCCGUUGCGCCCACCUACCCAGCGGAGACGCCCGCCGUGCCCACCUACGCCCCCCCGACCAACGCGACCUACACCGCGCCUCCCGCGCCCCCUCACACGCCUACCAUCGUGGCGCCUUACCCCAUCGGCAACGACACCGCGACUACGGCGACUAGCGAGCCCGUCGGCUCCGGCACCAGCGCCCCCAGCAGCACCAGCAAGAGCUCGAGCUCUUCUUCCAGCAGCAGCAGCUCGAGCUCUGCCGCUCCUUCGGCCACUGCUCCCCCUGCCGAGGAGGGCGCUGCUACUAAGGUCGGUGUCACUGCGCUGUUCGGAAUGGUCCUUAUGGCUGGUGUCGCCGCGUUGUUGUAA